UUGAAGCCUCUCGGUGAUGUCAGAAUAUCAGAGCACUUAGCCAGUCCAUUAGUAGUGUUUUGUGUCCCAUUAGUCAGUAAAUGUGUCACACCUGCAGAGAGGGGAUUAUAAUCCUGGCAGCCGCCUUGUACGACACCUAUAAAACCCCCUCUGCCUAAUGUACCACAUGCUAACAAGAAAAAAAAACAGAGCUCAAAUGGAAGCGAGCAGCAGAGUUAUGGUGCAGGUGUUGUUGCUGGCGUUGGUGGUUCAGGUCAGCCUGUCCCAGCACUGGUCCUAUGGAUGGCUACCAGGUGGAAAGAGGAGCGUGGGAGAGCUCGAGGCAACAAUCAGGAUGAUGGGCACAGGAGGAGUGGUGUCUCUUCCCGAGGAGGCGAGUGCCCAAACCCAAGAGAGACUUAGACCAUACAAUGUAAUUAAUGAUGAUUCCAGUCACUUUGACCGUAAAAAGAGGUUCCCUCACAAUAACUGAAGAGCUGCGGGGAGAGAGAAAAAAAAAGAGAAAGAGAGAGAGAGAGAGAAACAUGAGAAGAGAAAUACAGACUGUAUCAACUAUCAGCACCAGUGAGGGAUCGCCGGAGUGCAAGAGGCUGACUUCGACAAAUCAUCAUUUAUUACACUGAUGUCUAUCGUACUUCUUUAACGUGACAGAAAAAAAUUGUAAUAAAGCUUUAAAUUCUGA
Messenger RNA from Mugil cephalus (flathead mullet), 682 nucleotides. It is a transcript of the gene gnrh3, whose product is annotated as gonadotropin-releasing hormone 3. Gene Ontology annotation, biological process: multicellular organism development. Gene Ontology annotation, molecular function: hormone activity. Gene Ontology annotation, cellular component: extracellular region. The transcript has 4 exons. The coding region runs from base 158 to 472 and encodes 104 amino acids. The record is from RefSeq and is a predicted model, not a curated record. Lineage: Eukaryota; Metazoa; Chordata; Actinopteri; Mugiliformes; Mugilidae.